Molecule: messenger RNA, 453 nt
Organism: Schistocerca serialis cubense
Lineage: Eukaryota; Metazoa; Arthropoda; Insecta; Orthoptera; Acrididae
Exons: 1
Coding region: 1-453 (150 amino acids)
Source: RefSeq, a predicted model, not a curated record
AUGACUCCACCGACAGCGCCUCCGCCGCUCGCGCCUCCGCCGCUCGCGCCUCCGCCGCGGCAGUGCCUGCCAUUGUCACUGCUACCAGUCUGGUCAGCUGCACCAAACAGACGCCUCUUCCCGCCGCCACGGCCCCACCUCCGGCCGCUGCCACCACCGUGUUCCUCUGCGGUGGCAGAACCGAUGGACGCUGGGGCUGCCGUCACGCCGCCACCGCCACCCAUGGAUGUCGUUGCUCUGUCUCCUUAUCUGAGCACACCAAGUGGCAGUGUGCGGCCUGGGCAGGUUUUCCACGGAGCAUUUUCCUCGCACCCUCACAAGCGGGUGGACAGCACGCCCUGGCAGUUCCGCUGUCUGCCCCCUCAGCUGCACCACCCCUGGGCCCUCCACCUGCCGUCGGAAGCCGUACUCAAUGACGGUGCGUUGUUUCAGGGGGGAGGGAUGUGGUAUUGA